Molecule: messenger RNA, 2514 nt
Organism: Lithohypha guttulata
Lineage: Eukaryota; Fungi; Ascomycota; Eurotiomycetes; Chaetothyriales; Trichomeriaceae
Exons: 1
Coding region: 1-2514 (837 amino acids)
Biological process (GO): biotin biosynthetic process
Cellular component (GO): mitochondrion
Molecular function (GO): dethiobiotin synthase activity; ATP binding; pyridoxal phosphate binding
Source: RefSeq, a predicted model, not a curated record
AUGUUGUGGCGGGAUCUGAGGGCAUGGCAAAUCUAUGGGGCGAACACUGAUGUGGGCAAGACCAUCAUCUCGACCAUUCUUUGCAAAGCACUAGCCAGGAGAGCUCCGAAAAAUGGCUUGCUUUAUCUGAAGCCAGUGUCAACUGGUCCAGAUAGUGAGGCUGACAACAAGCAUAUCGCAAGACAUGCAUCUGGGGUUGUUGCCAAAUGCUUGAAGCAGUACUCGCAGCCACUCAGUCCUCAUCUUGCUGCCAAGAUUGACGAUCCCAAUCACGUUAUCACGACACGUCUUGGUAAACUGAGUAACAAUGACAGAUUACUUGUGCAGCAAGUCAAGGAAGCUCUGAACCUUCAUCACAACAAGGGCGGUCGUUAUGCUGUAGUGGAGACGGCUGGCGGUGUCUUGUCGCCUGCUCCUUCUGGUUCUGUACAAGCUGAUACUUAUAGACCACUGCGACUGCCAGUUGUACUCGUAGGAGAUUCAAAGCUCGGCGGUAUUGCUACAACGAUUUCGGCCUUCGAGUCUCUGCAUCUGCGCGGAUAUGAUGUCCAGGCUGUGAUGCUAUUCGACAUUCCGAGAUGGGGAAAUGCUCAAUAUCUCAACGACUUCUUUCUGCAGCAUGACGUUCCCACUUUUGGUGUUCCUGAGCCACCAGAGAAGCACCAACAUGAACGCCAAGAUCGGGACCAACUUGCAGCUUACUAUGAUGAAGUCUCCUCAAGUACAUCUAUCAGCUCAGCUGUUCAGCUACUUCAUCAUAAGCAUCUACAGCACGUAAACAAAGUGACAUCGAUGCCAGCUCAUGCAGAAUCCAUUGUUUGGCACCCUUUCCGACAGUAUGGGCUACCUCAGAAUGUGAUUGCUAUCGAUUCUGCCUACGGUGACUACUUCGAGGCGUAUAAUCAGGAGACUGAUUCGCUGCUGAACACUUCAGAAGAGAUGUCGACCAAUCUCCAGCCAUUGAAGCCGGCGAGUCCUGCUAAACCACUCCUGAACACGCUUUUCGAUGCCUCGGCGUCAUGGUGGACGCAAGGACUUGGUCAUGGAAACCCGGCUCUUGCCCUUACCGCAGCACAUGCGGCAGGCCGAUAUGGUCAUGUCAUGUUUGCCAAUGCUGUGCAUGAGCCAGCUAUAGAUUUAUGCUACAACCUUCUAGAGACACUGAAGAACCCACGACUCUCGAAAGUAUUUUUCACCGACAACGGCAGUACAGGCAUGGAGGUCGCCGUCAAGAUGGCACUUCGAGCAACUGCACAACGGUAUGGCUGGAGCAACAAGGACGCAGAAAUUGGCAUUCUAGGUCUAAAAGGCAGCUAUCACGGUGACACAAUCGGGGUUAUGAACUGCUCAGAAUCAUCUCCCUUCAACGAGAAAGUGGAUUGGUACAAGCCCUGGGGGUAUUGGUUGUCUCCUCCAGAGAUCAAACUCGUCAAGGGUCAGUGGCAAGUGCAGCUUCCUGUUGAUGACAGUAUGCCUAGAGAAACAGGCCCGGUGACCUUGUUUCCAUCACUCAAAGCUAUCUUCAAUUUCGACAGCAGGCACGACGAUGCCGAAUUCUAUGCUGAUUACAUCACACGGACUUUGCAGCAUCUGACACAGCAUCAGAAACGCAGGUUCGGCGCACUUAUCCUUGAGCCCAUGAUCAUGGGUGCAGGUGGUAUGAUUGUGGUUGACCCUCUAUUUCAGCGGAUGCUGAUCAAGACGAUACGCGAGAACCCAUCCAUCAUCAGCCCUCAAGCUGCGGCGCUGGAGUCGUCGAACUCAGCGGACUGGUCAGGCCUUCCCAUCAUUGCCGAUGAGGUGUUCACGGGUCUUUAUAGACUUGGACGACCCGGCUCAUCUUCAUUCUGGAAUUCAGGGUCAAGCCUGGGUACCGAAAUUGAUGUUGCGCCGGAUAUAUCGGCUCAUGCUAAGCUUCUAACUGGUGGUCUACUACCGCUUGCACUUACAACUGCUUCCGACAGUAUCUUUAGGACAUUCGUCAGCGACAGCAAAGCUGAUGCUCUGCUGCAUGGCCACAGCUAUACUGCUCAUGCAAUUGGCUGUUCGGUCGCAAAUAAGAGUUUAAGUACACUCCGCGACCUUGCCAGUACCUCGGGAUCAGUUCUGGCAUUGUCAGAGCCCAAGUCCUCGAACGCUUCUGCUGGUGGUGCGUGGGACGAUUACCGCUCAUCCUGGUUGUCUCCGCAAGACAGAGAUAUCUUCUCAUUCUUCUCGCCAGAAACACUCAACAAAAUCUCGAAGCAUCCUCUCGUUGAUUCGUGUUUUGCGCUAGGCACUGUCCUGGCAUUAACCCUCCAUUCGUCUACUUCAGGCUACAACUCGACUGCAGCAGCAAGUCUGCAGGCUCGACUACUGACGACAUUGGAUGAGCAAGAUCGGGGUGUACAUAGCAGGGUACUUGGAGAUGUGAUCUACUUCAUGACUAGUCUAGAAACGAAUGAGGGUGAAGUACGUGCUCUUGAGGGAACGAUUCUGAGAGCUCUUGAUGAAGAGUCAGCCGCGAAGAAUUAG